This is a messenger RNA of Peromyscus maniculatus bairdii (prairie deer mouse), 9584 nucleotides long. RefSeq names its product gamma-aminobutyric acid type A receptor subunit gamma3 (gene Gabrg3). Gene Ontology annotation, biological process: chloride transport; monoatomic ion transmembrane transport; gamma-aminobutyric acid signaling pathway. Gene Ontology annotation, molecular function: GABA-A receptor activity; extracellular ligand-gated monoatomic ion channel activity. NCBI's taxonomy places the organism in Eukaryota, Metazoa, Chordata, Mammalia, Rodentia, Cricetidae. Gene Ontology annotation, cellular component: membrane. The record is from RefSeq and is a predicted model, not a curated record.
AGGCGCCUGAGCGGGAGGGGAACAGGCCCGCGCUCCGUGAAAGCCGCGCCCGGUAGAGGCCUCGGACCCGAGCCCGGAGCGCCAUGGCUGCGAAGCUGCUGCUUCUCCUCUGCCUGUUCUCGGGCUUGCACGCUAGGUCCAGGAGGGUGGAAGAAGAUGAGAAUGAAGACUCUCCAUCAAACCAGAAGUGGGUCUUAGCACCCAAAUCACAAGACACUGAUGUGACGCUGAUUCUCAACAAAUUGCUGAGGGAAUAUGACAAAAAGCUGAGGCCGGACAUUGGAAUAAAACCAACUGUGAUCGAUGUGGACAUUUAUGUUAACAGCAUUGGUCCUGUGUCAUCCAUAAACAUGGAAUACCAAAUUGAUAUAUUUUUUGCCCAAACCUGGACAGACAGCCGCCUUCGAUUCAACAGUACAAUGAAAAUACUUACUCUGAACAGCAACAUGGUAGGCUUGAUAUGGAUCCCAGACACCAUCUUCCGAAACUCUAAAACAGCAGAGGCUCAUUGGAUCACCACACCCAACCAGCUCCUCAGAAUCUGGAAUGAUGGGAAAAUCCUUUACACAUUAAGGCUCACUAUCAAUGCAGAGUGCCAGCUGCAGCUGCACAACUUCCCCAUGGAUGCUCAUGCUUGCCCCCUGACCUUCUCUAGCUAUGGCUACCCCAAGGAAGAAAUGAUUUAUCGUUGGAGGAAAAAUUCGGUUGAGGCAGCUGAUCAGAAAUCUUGGCGGCUCUAUCAGUUUGACUUCAUGGGCCUCAGAAACACUACAGAAAUCGUGGCAACGUCUGCAGGUGAUUAUGUUGUCAUGACUAUCUACUUUGAACUGAGUAGAAGAAUGGGAUACUUCACUAUCCAGACAUAUAUCCCCUGCAUACUGACUGUGGUUCUGUCCUGGGUAUCGUUUUGGAUAAAAAAAGAUGCGACACCAGCAAGAACAACAUUAGGCAUCACCACAGUGCUAACCAUGACCACACUCAGCACCAUUGCCAGGAAGUCCCUGCCUCGGGUAUCCUACGUCACUGCCAUGGACCUCUUUGUGACUGUGUGCUUCUUGUUUGUCUUCGCCGCGCUGAUGGAGUACGCCACCCUCAACUACUACUCCAGCUGUCGCAAGCCAACCAUCAGGAAGAAGAAGACAUCGUUAUUACAUCCAGAUUCCACAAGAUGGAUUCCUGAUCGAAUAAGCCUACAAGCACCCUCUAACUAUUCUCUCCUGGAUAUGAGGCCUCCACCACCCGUGAUGAUCACGUUAAACAAUUCCAUGUACUGGCAGGAGUUCGAGGACACCUGUGUCUAUGAGUGUCUGGAUGGCAAAGACUGCCAGAGCUUCUUCUGCUGUUAUGAAGAGUGCAAGUCGGGCUCUUGGAGGAGAGGCCGUAUCCACAUCGAUGUCUCAGAGCUGGACUCAUACUCCCGGGUCUUCUUCCCAACAUCCUUCCUGCUGUUCAACCUGGUUUAUUGGGUUGGAUACCUGUAUCUUUAAGUGCUGCUCUGAAGGAUGACUGAAGAGUACUUGAUUUAUGUUUUCCCUUCCCCAAUCCCCAGACAAGUAGUGACCAACCAAAAAAGUAGCAGGGAAGGACACUACUCGAGUUUGUUAUGUUACCUUUCAGCAGCAUGGGAAGUACCUGGAAAGUAUUCCUUAUAAAUAUUUCACACACACACACACACACACACACACACACACACACACACACACACACACCAAUUGCAUUCUAAAGUGAUAUUCUUGCUAACCCCCUCUUCAACCUGUAGUUUGGUAUUUAUGAAUGGCCUUGGAUACUAGAAGCUGCCAGUUACCAUGCAAAGACACCUGUAAAACAUGCAAACAACUAUCCAGAGGUUCUCUCAGGCCCUCACCCUCAUGUAUCUUCCCUUUGUGCUCCUUGGCAUGAGUGCCUGUGGGUCCAGCAUCUCCUUAGUGGAGAUGCUCUCGAGCUGACCUCACUCCGAGAUCCAGCUUGAACCACAGUCAGCCUCGGUCCCUUCUGUGAGGUCCGUUUGCUCAGGCACUGCUGUGCGUAGCUAGCUCCCCUCUUCCUGGCACCCUUCCUGCCUGCCUGGGAGGUGCUCAUAUGUAUCAGCCACAAGUUUCCAUCUGUGGGGAAAAAAAUGUGACUUUUAAAACUUGUUGCUGAGACCACACUGCUACUUGUCUCUAAAUCUUACAAAGUAGUAACUUUCUUACAUCAGUAUUUGUAUACUGGGUACCUGGACCAGUUGGGUUUCAAUUCAGCAUUUCUGUAAGAACUGUGUUUUACAGGACCAAGUCUCAGUCUCAAAUGAAGAGUGUAGCUUAUAUUAUUGUUAGGGGUUCAGUAACCGUCUUCAUCCUCUAAAGACAUGCAAUAUGGAUAGGCCUUUGUUUUGAAACUGUAUUCCAGAGUGUGAAAUAAUGUAGACAAGUAUUUAAUCAUGAACUUUAACAUUCAAGCCAAACCAACAUUAGAUGCAAAAAAAAAACAUGGGUAAUGGUUAUCUUCAAUUAUACAUUUUGAUGAGCAAAAAUUAUUUUAUACUUUGAAAUAUGGACACAUAGCAAAAUCCCAAAGAACUCUCCCCCCACAAAAAAAUCAUUUCUCUUUUGAUAUUUUUAUAACACAAAUUUGCUUCUUGAUAUUAGUUCUUUGCUAUAACCAGAUGCUCUUGCACACUUGAGGUCUGUGACCCUUUUGAAGUAUCCUCUGUUGGGGACAAGCAGACCUUGGCACUCCUCAGCAGUCAGUAUCUUGGCGUUAUUACAGCAUUCACUAUAGAAUCCCUAUGUGCUUUGCUUUCACAAAGCUGAAUUAACUUUAUUGAAAGUCAUUCAGUUUUCCAUUUCUAUUAUAUAUACUGUAUGAUGACAUAGAAAAAGUAAAACAUUAUACAAAUAGAAUAUAUAAAAGUGCUGACUUCCCCCAGCUAUUUAGAUGUAUUUUGGAAAUGGAGAUGGCUAUGGGAGAGACCAGAAAAACUGAAACUACACAUUUUUGCUAAUUCUUUCUAAUACUGUUGCACAUGAAGUGAGUGUGGAAAUAGGUACAGCUGCUCAGUUGGAAGGGUAAUAAUGGCUGUCUAUGUGUGAGAGAUAUCCAGUGUUUUCUCCUGAGUUUCAACUAACAAACUAGUUUGAUAGUUACUACCUAAGCCAUUUGGCCUCUAGUUAGAAAAUUCAAUUUAAAAAUUUAAAUAAUAAAUGCUUGUGGAGAAUAAGCUGAAGAGAGUGGCUUAAAUUAAAUGUCUCCUCUGUUGGGGGCAGUUUUUCAUAUAGUACACUAGUAUCUCUGAAACUCCCACCUUUGACAGGCCUGCUCUAGAGGUACCCACAGCACUGAAGUCAAAGAGAAAGCAACACGUACGAUUGCAAACACUAGACAUUUAGAAUUUCCAAUCAGAAUCUUUAGCCUGUUACAUUUCAAAAGUUCUGGACAAAACUAAAUUUUCUAGUAAUUUUCUUUUCCCAAGGACUAAAACCUACAAGGAGUUCCGUAGCAGAACUGACUCCCUGCUACCUUAGAACAACUCCAUAGUUUUGCCUCUGUGCUCAAAACUUCUCAAUAGUGAGACUCUUACAUGCAAGACGUCCAUACCGGUAGCCAGUCAUCAUCGUCUCCUGCCCAACCUUGGACAGGGUGAUUAAAACACUGAAAACCAGCACAUGUUCUGGGAGCAUGCAGUGCCAGUUUCUCAGUAAAAUUCAAUCAUCUAUGUCAGUCUGACUCUCCAGGAUAAACCAUUCUGUUUCAUGAAACAGGAGAGAUGUCUGCCCAUUGCUCAGGGGCAAAGCCUGGGGCUUUAAAGCAUGAACUUUGAGGAGAGUCUGGUGCACCAGGAGGAGAGUGAGAAAUGCAUCCCCUCCUUAGACCCCAGUUCUCCUUACUUGAUGAAGAGGGGCAUGUGUGUGGCACACAAGCUCAAGCCUGCUGUACUCUGUCCCAUCCUACUCUGUUUUUGUUUUUGUUUUGGUUUUGGUUUUGGGUUUUUGUUUUUGUGUUUGUUUUUUUGCAUGUAGAGCUGUGGGAUGCUUGGGUAGUGGUCUGAACACCCUGCAUUUCAAAGGUGCUACUAUGCCCCUCCCUCUUAGAAGCACUCCAAAUGAGUAGACUGUUUGAACAGAGGUUCCAGAUUUCCGACCACUGUGGAUCACACUGAAAACUGUGACUGUCUCCAUUAAACUACAUCCUGGAGGAUGGGGGAAAACUAAAGAUAUUUUAUAUACCAGUUGAAUUAAAGCAAAACAUCUCUUCAAAGCCUAGACAGUUUCCCCAUGGGUGUCCCUGAUGUAGGGUGGAAGACAGUGCUAAUAAAUUUACUAUAGACCCAGCCAACACUGCCCCCAGUUUACCCAACAUAUGCCUUAAAAUGAAAGUUAAGCCCCCAGUUUUUCCAUUUUCCAGAAGUUUCCAUUUCUUGCAGUAACCUGUAUGUCAUACUAAAUUUUACUGUUUUUUUUUAAAUGCAUGGAUGAAAAUAGGAUUUCAUUUCUUUAUAUGACAACCAGGCAUCUUCACUUUUGCUGAGUUAAUUGCAAACCUUUAUGGAUUCUUCGAACAUGGAAAUGCUUGUCCUUAACCACAAGCCAUUUCAAUGUUCCAUGUGGGAACCUGAGGGUAAGUGUCCACAGAACUGCACUGUUCCAGACUAUUUGACCUGGUAAUAAGCUGCUGCAGUGAGAGAUGUUUAGAUGUGUGUUGUAGCUCUAAAUGACACCACAUCUGAAAUCGAUAGAUGCAAGGGACCAGGAAUCCCAUUUCACAUCAAUUUGUCUUAACCCCACUAGGAAGCAGUGGUCCACUCAAUCCAAAGGGCUAGGAAACAAAACAAAACAACACCUCUGCCUCCUUGGUCAUUUUGAUCUCAGAUACCAAACUGAAAUUUUUAUUUGAAACUUGAAGAAUCGAAGCUGGUCCCAGAUGCCAUUAUUGCAUUCUAUCAUUUUAGUGCCCUUGAGGCACCAAGCAUUUUGAAUCUGUUUGUGGUUUGGCAACUGUUUUUAAGUAUUUUAUUUUCUUUUAGAAUUCAAAAACACAUGAGUUUCUAUAUUAAAAAAGUAAAAUGACUAGAGAUAAACAUAGUAAAUAACUAAGUAUAAAUUGCAAUGUUGAGUUCCAUUUAUACUGAUAGAUUGUUGAUUUGGAGCUUUAGAACACAAGUAUAUGGAAAAAUGUUGGGAAAUGGGAAGGAAAGAAAUAGAAUGCUAACACAGCAAGUGUCUUAUUCACAGUUUUCCCUGAGCUCCCUUCAAAUGGCUACAAAUGCCCCAUAGUGAACAUUGGGUCUAAGGGUAUGCAGUACCAGGAAUCCAUGCUCUCCAUGGAAGCAUGGCCCAAGAACUGAAUGCUGAUGAAGCUCUCAGCAUGGACAAGCCCAUCUCUGAUCCCUCAUUGUCUUACCUUCCAUUGCAAACAUAGAUUCUAACUUAAUGCAGAGGAGGAAAGACCUGUGACUUGAGAUGAGAAGGUAACAGCUAACAAGUCCCAGAACAAGAAUUUGCUUUAUUUUUUUAACUACAUUAUGGUUUUGAAGCCUUGAAGUUAGGAUGUUCCUGCUUCCCCCUUUUAAAAUUUCUCCAGCUUAUAAGAUAAUAACCCCAUGGUAAAAAGCUUUUUCUGAUUCCGUUAAGGUUAAAAAAGAAGACGUUUCUGUUUAUUUGCUUCCAGGAUGUCUUUUAGUUGAAUGAUGCUUUGGUGGUUCAAAUAUUCCCAGUAAGAUGUUUCUGAAACCUCCUUGUUACUUCUCCUGCAAUAAAAUCCCAGUCUUAAACCAGCUUACAUAAAUCAGUGCUAAAAUCUGAAUUGAACUCUUAUUGGUCGUUCAAAAGUUUCCCAUGCAUUGAGUUAACCAGGAUCUUUUUUUUUUUUUUUACAUUAUGUUAUGUGAGCUAGUAAAUAUUCACACACACACACACACACACACACACACACACACACACACACACACACACACACACGACACCACACCCAAAGUAAGGAAAGUUUGAAUGUUGCUUUGACUAGAAGCUACAGUUAAAAGGAAGCUAGAAAAUGUUAUAUAUGGUAAUUGAGGCAAAUGUAAACGGUUUUGUUUGGUCUAGUCAGUUAAGACCAAAGUUAAGACUACUUUACCACUUCAUUUUUCACAUCUGUAAACAGUACAGGGUUGUCCUGGCCCAGGAAACAGGCUGCACAGGGUGAAUCAAGAAUGGUUACUGUGGGGAAGAAAGGCUCUCUGUCUGCUGGAUAGUUUAAACUGAACAGGUUGGGAGAAAAUGGCUUUCAACAACAAACCUCCCAAACUGAGCUGGUCCCUGCUUUGUUUUGUUCUUUUCUAAAUAUUUAAAGAUGCUUCUUUGUAUUUUUGCAAACAAGUGCAGUCUGCCUUCUGUACCCAUGUAUUCUGAAUCUGUGAUUUCAACCGCUUUCAAGAAUAUCAAACACUUUUGUCUCUAUACCUAGCAAGGGCAGGCAUUUCUUCUUGUCAUUAUUUCCCUAAAUAUAACAGAGUAACAGAGGCUGACGUAGAAUUUAUAUUGUCUUAAGCAGUGUAAGCCACCUCAUGGUGACUGAAUGUAUAGGGAAGAAUGUGCAUAGUGUCUAUGUAUGCAUAUCAUGUACCACUUUAUUCAAAGGAUUGUGCAACUGAGGGUUCUGUUAUCUUGAGGUGGCCUGGGACCAGUCCCCUACAAAUUUGGAGGAGUGACUGUAAUGUUUACAUUUCCUAUAACAGACUUAGAUCCAGAUGUCUCCUGGUUGCCCUGCCCACUAAAGUACCAUCUCAGUAAGUGUACAUAACAAAGCCAAUGGUCAUUUUCUUAAAUAUGCAUUUCUUAGAUCAGGUGCUUACAACAUGGCUAUUUCAGUCCCUGGAAUAACAGACAGCUCAAAAUUAUGAUAUCAUUACUAGCUUCCAUUCACAAAAGAAAUUUCCCAUUUACCACUGAUCGUUUUUUAAUGCAUAGGACUUUAUAUAGUGAACCCCCAAAUCACUUUAGGCAAAAAGACCUUUGACCCUUCACUAUAGCUUUAUGAACAUUGUGAGAAUCACUGUGGAAGCUAGAAAGGUCACACAUGGCUGACGCAAAGGUGACAUAGGUCCACCUUCUGGUUUUCUCCCAGAACAGGCUCAGUACUUAAUGUAUAAGUCUGCUGCCUGGAAGAGGCAGGCGAAUCCUUCUGGCAAGGAUGUGCCUGUGCCAACUAAACAAUCUUUCAGGACAGCUGGCUGGAUAGACAAUCAUAAGCCUUCUUGUCAAUUGUCGUGGGAGCCCAGACCUGCCUACAUCACUUUCUUAAAUGUCAAGCUGGUAUCCUGACUCACAGGAAUCUGCUGGGAAAAGUCUCCAGACACAUCCUAAAAGUCUUCCCAUUGUGGGAUUGGGAUUGUCAGGGACAAUUGAUGAGGGCUUUGAAAUAACUAGUAUUUACUGCAACAGAUUUUUAUCAAGAAUUUUUCAGGUUUAUAACAGGGAGGAUUUUUAUCAAUUUUAUGUUUUGUGUGAAGUCCCUCAACACACACAACUCCACAUUGGGAAGACCCUACUGCCCAACCCUUUGUCUAGCCUUGGCAGGCACAGAUGAUAUUCAGUUAACUGGCCACAUCAUUAUAUCCUUGCACUUUCAGGGUGGCCUGGAAAUUAUAAAUAAAAAUGAAGAAGGAUAAGGAACAAACAAUAGCUUAAGAAACUCUCCCCAUGAUUAAAAGCAGAAAAUGCACAUAACCUUGAUGGCUGAAGUUUCAACUUGUCCGUCAGAUAUGAAGGAAGGGUGUGUCAUGACAUCCAUCAUGGUUGUUGUCCAUGUUCUAGCCUGUAGCUAUUGAUGCAGUGCAAAGAUUUGGUGUUUUUUCUAAGCUACAACGAAAUUAUGUCACAUAUUAAGAAAAAUGAUGACAAGCUUUUUAAAAGUUUAAUUUUAAUACUAUUUCAGAAUCCAAAUUGUUUGUUCUUUCCUCAGAAGUCCACCCACCCUGCUUCAGGGAUUUCCCAACACUUGAGGAAGGCAUGCCACCCAGCACUUAUUUCCUCACUACUUUCCUUCUUUUCAUUUUUACCUCAUUUGAUAUUUUUAGCCACUUCCUUCUACACAACAUUUUAAUUGGCAAGGAACUAUGUCUUUUUUCUAAUGUGGCUGCGUCUUUGGAAGCUGUGUUGCCCAAAGAAACCACCACUCUGUUUCUAUCCAUGUCAUUUGGGUCUAGGAGUUACCGCCCAGCCGUUCAAGUUGCCAUUUUCUUUAACUAUAGUCACUUUAACUAUAUAGUAGUGAAGUGUUUACUAUUGUUUUCUCUCUUUUUUCCAGCUUAGAGUAAUGAUGGAAACACCCCAAAAAGGCACAAUGGCCAAUUGUGCUAGCUAGCCACGUUUACAUACUGACAUGUUUGUGUAGAGAUACAUGUUUUCUUUAUAAGCAGCUCCUGGACUCAGCAAAGCUUUGCUUGUUUGUGUUUUCCAUGGAAGACUCUAGAAGAGUGACAGUUUUCAGGGACUGAUCUGUAUCUUGUUUUAAGUGAUGGGGUAGCUUGUGUUUACAUGCAGUGACGUGUGUUUUUUGUGUUUGUAUGUACAGCGGUAAAACUGAACAACUUAUUAAUAUGUGUGUUACUCUACCCAUCACCCCAAAUUUAGUUGAAACACUUAGGAGCACAGCUUCCUAGUGAUAGCAUGUUAGCUUAGUGAGCCUCUGGUUAAGGCUAACAGGAAACAGGGGAAGAAGGGGGAAGGGAGAGAGGGGCCCAGAUAGAGUAAGAGACAAUCAUUGUAUUUUCCCAAAAUAUGGGAGAUCAUGUCCUUUAAAAAAAAAAAAUCAAGAUGAGGUGCCUGACCCGAAGCUGAUGUGGAGAACAUGUAAGCACCACCAAGUUACUUGGGUGCCUUGAUUAUUUGUGUACUGUGGCCAGGUUUAUCUGAUGAGGUCAAAGUACUUCUCAAUAUUUAGAUAAUACAUGGACGUUGCAGUGCUUAUUUGAGAAGCCAUGAAACUGUUCACAAAUAAACCUAGGUAGGAUCGGGGCUGGCUUGAACUUUCAAAGUCUAAGAGUCAGCCACACAGUACGCAGGGCGAUUCUGUGAAGGAAAACUUUCAUAGUCCUGGGCUGUGUCCCAAACAAAAAGAUGUGGGAUCGACUCUGUCUUCUUGGAGUCCUUACAGCCUGUGGAGCCUGUCGUGGGCUGAUUCCAGAAUCCUACAGCAUUUUAACAUCAGUUCUGAGCAAGAGUUGAGUGUAAAAAGGAUUGGCUGGGAGGGGGGGUGACCUGUCCUGCCCAAGUGGUGGCCCCACAGAGAGCUAGGGUCAGGGUCAGAGGAUGGCCCCUCACCAGUGACUUUCAAGAGCCCUGGGUGCUCUGCUGUCCCCGAGGGCCCUCCUCUCCACCAUAAAACAUGUCUCCCUGUACCCUGCAUCUCGUGGUGUCCUAGUGAAGCGAGGGCGCCCUUGUGCCCAACGUGCCUUGGCGACCCCGGCGGCACCGCGCCCUGCCUUGCACGUCGCGACCCCGCCGAGCCCUCGGGGCCAAGCCCAGCCAGAAGCCAGCUGAGCCUCACGGCUGGGUUGCCCUCUGUAUUUGUAUUUGGAUUCCUACGUUUGUACUUCUGAUACAAAUAAAUGCACAUGUUGUCAGAAA